Rattus norvegicus (Norway rat) is the source of this 534-nucleotide messenger RNA. It is a transcript of the gene Ndufb4, whose product is annotated as NADH:ubiquinone oxidoreductase subunit B4. Bases 91 to 480 code for a protein of 129 amino acids. NCBI's taxonomy places the organism in Eukaryota, Metazoa, Chordata, Mammalia, Rodentia, Muridae. Gene Ontology annotation, cellular component: mitochondrion; mitochondrial inner membrane. The record is from RefSeq and is marked validated. The transcript has 3 exons.
GCGCGCAGGCGCACUUCCUGAGUCUGAAGGUCAAACUAAAGAGGGCAGCCCUUAUAUCCGCGCAGGCGCAAAUGUUCGCCGGGAGCCAAGAUGUCGUUUUCCAAGUAUAAGCCUGCACCCCUGGCCGCUCUCCCCAAUACCCUCGACCCCGCCGAGUAUGACGUGUCUCCGGAGACCCGAAAGGCGCAGGUCGAGCGCAUGAGCAUAAGGGCCCGGCUUAAACGGGAGUAUCUGCUUCAGUACAACGACCCCAAACGCCAAACGCACAUCGAGGAUCCUGCCUUGAUUCGUUGGACCUAUGCAAGAUCAGCAAAUGUUUAUCCUAAUUUCAGACCCACUCCCAAGAACUCACUUUUAGGAGCAGUGGCAGGUUUAGGGCCUCUCAUCUUCUGGUAUUACGUUAUCAAAACAGACAGGGACAAAAAGGAAAGACUUAUCCAGGAAGGAAAACUGGACAGAAAAUUUAGCAUCUCCUACUAAGUUCGGCAAGGAUGCCUCUGUUCUUGCAUCAAUAAAUCUCCUAUUAAUCAGUCA